Messenger RNA from Ectocarpus siliculosus, 1254 nucleotides. The record is from the annotation of a GenBank genome assembly. NCBI's taxonomy places the organism in Eukaryota, Phaeophyceae, Ectocarpales, Ectocarpaceae.
AUGCCGUACAACCAUCUGCACGAUGCUGCGUUGAAAGGCUCUGCCAAGGUCACAGAAGCCCUACUUGCGACGGCGGCGUUGGACAUCAACGAACGCACGGAAGAUGGGUUCACCCCGCUUGACGUUGCAGCUCAAGAGGGUCACCACCGGGUUGCCAGGAUCCUAUUGAGGCACAACGCUAGCGUAACUGUGGCAUCGGAGAACGGGUGCACUCCCCUCAUGCUGUCCGCCCAGAACGGACACGUUGUCGUGACCAAGUUGCUCAUCGACGCUGGUUCGGACGUGAACGCCUCUACCGAUGAAGGUAUCACUAGCCUUCACCAAGCCGCUGAUGAGGGGCACGCGGAGAUCAUGUCGAUGCUGGUGAAUGCUGGUGCGAACCCCGACACUCAAACAUACAACGGAAGCACCCCGCUGUACGAUGCGGCGUUCCAUGGCCACCUCGACAUCGUCAGGAGGCUCCUCCGCUUCGGCGUAAGGCCUGCCAUCCCUAGGUUCCAGCCGGAUGGGUCGACCCGCGUUGCUUUGGAUGUGGCGGCGCAAAAGGGACACUCAGAGGUGGUCCGUGAGCUGAUCCAGUACCGCGGGAUCAAGACGUGUGCGGGGGUAACGGGCGGGGCAAUUGCUCUCAAUUUGGCCACGAAGCAUCAGCACGUCGAUACCAUGAGGCUGUUGCUGGCCGCGGGAGUCGUGGACACGGGCAUGUCGUUGUUCACGGCCGCCACCCUUGGCCGAGAGCGAGCAGUCAAGCUUCUCCUGCAGCAAAAGUGGGCCACUCCUGGAGAUAGAUAUAUCGACAGCCGUAACGAAUGUCAUUGCACACCCCUGUUCGUUGCCGUCUCCGCCGCGGCGCCGAGGAUCGUGCGGCUGCUGCUUGACGCCGGGGCAAACGAGAAGUUGACCAGACCCGUGUCGUACUCGUUCCAUGGAAAGAUGAAGAACGAGACGCUCCUGGGGCUCGCGGACAACAACCUCCGUUAUGAGGUACACGACGGCAGACGCGCGACAUCAGAGGAAACGAAUCGUCUGGAGGAAUCCCGGCGCUUGCUGAUGCGAGUGGAAGCCGUUCGUGCGGUAUCCUGGCUCUGGGGCACUACCAGCCCUGCGUACGCCAUCCCACUGGGGACUGAUGGCAACAAAGACGCCAAGGGAGGGGCGUCGCGGCUGGGAGUCCGUAUCGCGAGGCGCGAAACCAGAGCGCACAGGAAUGGCGCUCUCUUGGCGACCCUGUUCAGGUACUCGGUCAAGACUUGA